Heterobasidion irregulare TC 32-1 is the source of this 474-nucleotide messenger RNA. RefSeq lists its product as uncharacterized. The coding region runs from base 1 to 474 and encodes 157 amino acids. The transcript is spliced from 3 exons. The record is from RefSeq and is a predicted model, not a curated record. Lineage: Eukaryota; Fungi; Basidiomycota; Agaricomycetes; Russulales; Bondarzewiaceae.
AUGUCCCAAUACCAACGCACUCCCCCACACGAAUUCGACACCUCUAUGUCUGGCACGGAGCGCGACCCUGACCGUGUCGGCGACACCGGCCGGCCAAGCGGCGCCUCCGAAUUCGACCGCUCCGCGCCGUCGUCGGACGCCGACUUCGCCCAGCCCCAGCUGCGCUCUGGCUCGGGCUACGACUCGCACCGGCGCGAUGCAGGCGACGAACUGGGGCUCGGCAGGCGCGGACUCGCGGGCUACAGCCGGGAGCCGCACCCGGACAAUCAAGCUCGAGGCACGGCGGGCCACUGGAUCGAGCGUCCGACGGGCGCCGGCUCUGCGCAGAGUGAUCUUGACCGCGAGGACGUCCAGAUUGGCAAGCCAGGCUUCGCAGACAAGACGAUGGGAAAGAUUUCUAGGAAGCCUGUGAUGCAAGAACGGGGGGAGCUUCGCGCCACGGAGGGGAAGAGCGCCGUUCAGCGCGACCUGUGA